Molecule: messenger RNA, 4200 nt
Organism: Mesocricetus auratus (golden hamster)
Lineage: Eukaryota; Metazoa; Chordata; Mammalia; Rodentia; Cricetidae
Gene: Lhx9
Product: LIM homeobox 9
Exons: 5
Coding region: 723-1919 (398 amino acids)
Biological process (GO): neuron differentiation; regulation of transcription by RNA polymerase II
Cellular component (GO): nucleus
Molecular function (GO): RNA polymerase II transcription regulatory region sequence-specific DNA binding; DNA-binding transcription factor activity, RNA polymerase II-specific
Source: RefSeq, a predicted model, not a curated record
UGUGUGUGUGUGUGUGUGUGUGUGUGUGUAGGCGCGCGUGUGUGGUGGGGGUAAAGGCCCCCUCCUUCUGCCUCCCUCUUAGUCCCCCACCCCUUUGUAAUGUUUGUCCCUGCUUGCCCAUCACCAGGGGGGUUGAGAGGAGUAUGACAGGUCUUUGUUGUCUGAAUAAAAAUCCGUGGCAGCUCCAGGGAGAGGACUCCUCCUACUAAAUUAUCAAAAAUGGGCUGGCUUUAGUCUCUUAACAAAUUGGACACAGCUCCAGCAGGAGCAGUCCCCAACCCAACCUACAGGCACUGGGAACUUGCUGGCAGCCGGGGACCGCUGGAUAUAGCACUUCGUUUUCUUUCUUUGUGUUCAAAACUAUUUUUCUUUCUUCCUCGGAUUUUGUUUUCCUCCCCCCCCCCACCCCCGCGGCAGUUGUAUCCCAUUAGUAACUCGAUCUCUCACUGCAGUAAGAUUCUCCUGCUUUCCCCUCCGUCCGCGUUUGUUUGUUUUCUGCACAUCUCCUUCUGGGAAACGCCAGACCUCCCCGCCCCCCUUUCCCACCGCUUUUUUGCCCGGGUCUUUCCCCUCUCACAUAGAUAGGUCUAUUUCCACUCGGUCGUCUUCUUCUUUUCUCUCUUGCCCCUGUCCCCGCGACUCUACGCUCCUUCACCGCGCAGCCCUGCGCGGUCCCCUUUGCUUCCUCACGCGGAUGAACUGAGAGCCCCAGGCGAGCGUUUAUGGAAAUAGUGGGGUGCCGAGCCGAAAACAAUUCGUGUCCUUUCCGCCCCCCAGCCAUGCUCUUCCACGGGAUCUCCGGAGGCCACAUCCAAGGCAUCAUGGAGGAGAUGGAGCGCAGAUCUAAGACCGAGGCCCGUCUGGCCAAAGGCACUCAGCUCAACGGCCGCGACGCGGGCAUGCCCCCGCUCAGCCCGGAGAAGCCCGCUCUGUGCGCCGGCUGCGGGGGAAAGAUCUCCGACAGGUACUAUCUACUGGCCGUAGACAAGCAGUGGCACCUGAGGUGCCUGAAGUGCUGUGAAUGUAAGCUGGCCCUGGAGUCUGAGCUCACCUGCUUUGCCAAGGACGGCAGCAUUUACUGCAAGGAGGAUUAUUACAGAAGGUUCUCUGUGCAGAGAUGUGCCCGCUGCCACCUUGGCAUUUCUGCCUCUGAGAUGGUCAUGCGCGCCCGAGACUCUGUCUAUCACCUGAGCUGCUUCACCUGCUCCACUUGCAACAAGACCUUGACCACGGGCGACCAUUUCGGCAUGAAGGACAGCCUGGUAUACUGCCGGGCACACUUCGAGACCCUCUUGCAAGGGGAGUAUCCACCUCAGCUGAGCUACACCGAGCUGGCAGCCAAGAGCGGAGGCUUGGCUUUGCCUUACUUCAAUGGCACCGGCACGGUGCAGAAGGGGCGGCCCCGGAAGCGGAAGAGCCCAGCUCUGGGAGUGGACAUCGUGAAUUACAACUCAGGAGGUUGUAAUGAGAACGAGGCAGAUCACUUGGACCGGGACCAGCAGCCUUAUCCGCCUUCACAGAAGACCAAACGCAUGCGAACUUCCUUCAAGCACCACCAGCUCCGGACCAUGAAAUCCUACUUUGCCAUCAACCACAACCCGGAUGCCAAGGACCUCAAGCAGCUUGCUCAAAAAACAGGCCUGACCAAAAGAGUUUUGCAGGUUUGGUUCCAAAACGCACGAGCCAAAUUCAGAAGGAACCUUUUGCGGCAGGAGAAUGGGGUUGUUGAUAAAGCUGACGGCACGUCGCUUCCGGCCCCGCCCUCAGCAGACAGCGGCGCUCUCACUCCACCCGGCACUGCGACCACUUUAACAGACCUGACCAAUCCCACUGUCACUGUAGUGACAUCUGUGACCUCUAACAUGGACAGCCACGAAUCCGGAAGCCCCUCACAAACUACCUUAACGAACCUUUUCUAACAUUGGUUUUUUAUUUUUUAUUUUUAAAGGAUUCUUCCUCUUUUUAUUAUUAUUCUAAUAUCAUUAUUUUAUUAUUUACGAGACUUUUUUUUCCUUCUCCUAACCCACAAGAUAUUUGGGGAAUAAAAUAGCAGCUUGGUGUGUAGCAUCUACACCACUUGGCUAUGAGUUUACAGUAUUGUUGCUUUUAAGUGAACGUAUUUUGUCUACAAGGUGUACUUGAUCUUUUUUCUUUAAUCAGGUUUUUGUUUUUUCUAGUUGGUAGGGGGAGAUUUUGAAUCAUUCUAUUAAGUGCCUCUUAAAAUUGUAUGUUACUUAUUUCCAGAAUUUCAAAGGGAUAAAAAUGGAUGAUAUUAUGAUGGGCAAAGCAUAUUCCUGUUUCUGUGAUCAAGUUAUUAAUGAAUCAGACACUGUUAAUUGUUUUUUAAAUCUUAUAAUUUAAAAUUUUCAUAUUAAAAAUUAAAGACAAAAGUACUAUUACUGUCUUUUUUUAUACCUGAACUAUUAAUUCAGGUGAGGGAUAUGAUUAAAGGAAACAUUAGCAUCAAUUUUAAAUAGUAAUGAUUAACUGGGUGGGAAGUCUAACUCAGGAAUGUAACUUUUCCUAUUGUUAGGGCUUUACACCCCCCAUUUUACUGUUUUUCAUAUUUAAAAAAACUUAAACUCCAUGUGUAUCCAUGGAAGUUACACUUAAAAUGUGAAAUUCUGUAUUUUGAACUCCUACAUUAGAGAGAGAGAGAGAGAGAAAGAGAGAGAGAGAAAGAGAAAGAGAAAGAGAAAGAAGAUGCUUUUUAGUCAGUGUUUGAAGCUAUUCAUUUUACUUAACCUUUUUUUCCUGGAGAAAUGGAAAUAAGCAAAAUACAAUUUUUUAAGAAGUAAAAAAGUUGGCAUAUAUUAAUUAAUAAUUAAUUGGCUUCAGCUGUACCAUGAUAUUGUAUCUGGCAUUCUACAUAAUGUCUUAGUUUUUUUAAACCAACUUAGUAAACUAAUACCAACAAUGAGAAUUACUUGGUUUUUCUUUAUUUUUUAAACCAACUUAGUAAACUAAUACCAACAAUGAGAAUUACUUGGUUUUUCUUUAUUUUAUUCUGGCACGGGUUGAUUUAUGUAUAAAAAUCUUUUUAAUAUUACAGAUGUGAAGUUAUAAGUCUUAAAGUAGAUAAACUCAGAAGCCUUGUGGAUGCUGAUCUGAAUAUAUUUCCUAGUUUACAGCAGCAUUUUUUUUUCUUUUAAUUUAAGGUGAAAUCUUAAUGGUCUGGGCAGUGGUGAAUGUUCAUCUAUCUGCUUCUGUUGUAGUUAAAAAAAUCAACUAGAUUGUGGAUUUCCUAAAAUAAUAAAGAAGUCAAGAUCUAUGUCUUGCUUUAGUGGAUUGUUAAGAAUGACUUUGCACAUACUGUCCACUUUUUUGCACCCCUUAAAUCUCCUCUGGUGGUCGAAGUGGCUAUUUAAUAGAUUUUAAAGGUGCCCUUCUGGCUGUAUAAAUGUGUGGUUACAUAUCGACAGUUCACUGCCCACAUUAAAGUGCAUUAUUGUAACUUUUGCUCAGGGUCUUUAGAAAAUUAGCACAGAAAGUAGCUUAUUUUUUAAAAAAAAGAUGAUGGAAGAGAAGUUAACACUGUAACAGAAGAAAAGUGUGAUCGCCAUUAUAUAUUUAGCAAGUGUGGUCAUCUUCUAUGGAGCUUAAAUCUUGACUUUUCAUAUUUCUCUUACAUUUUGGGCAUUUACCACUAACCAGACCAAACAACCUUGUUAAGGCUGAGAUCUUAUUAACACAUUUUUACAGGUAAAAUAUCGAUACUUAGAAAUUUUGUUCUUUGACAGAACAAUAUAUGGUACUACAGAUCUACUUUAUUAAGUAGACUAAUUAUAACUCAGUUCUCCUAUGUGCCUUAUGAUAUAACUUGGAAAUAAGUUUGUGAGAAAUCAGGAUAUAUGUGUUGUUUGUUAAAUUAACUGUUUUAAGCCCUUUGACACCUCACUAGUUUUGUACUGUUUUACCUCUUAUUUCUGAAACUCUUUUUAUGGUGUAUCCUGUUAGAGGGGACAAACAUGUCAUAGAAAGCAGUUGUGCACUCUUUCAAAUAUAGUUGAUAAAUCCAAUAAUCUUAUAUAUUGAGCUUCGUGUUUAUAGUACAGUAAGUGGUCUAGCAAAAUUGUCCAUGUUCCUUUGUUUAUUGAUAAAUGCAUUGUAUAGAAACUAUUUCCCCUAAAUAUUUAUGGACCAAACAAUUGUGAUAUAUCCUAUUAAAUUUGUGUGAAUAAACCAUUUUGAAUCUAAGGA